UAUCAAAAUUACAAAAUCUUAAAAAUUUAAAUAUUAAUAAUAUAAACAGUAUCAAUAGUUAUGGUUUAAUAUGUGGUUUAGCUAAAACGAAAAAUUAUAAUCUUAGUGAGUUGAAAUGUGAAGAUAUAAGGAUGUACGAUGAACAUUGUAAUCAAUUAUUUGAGAAUUUACCAAAUCUUCAAGUAUUACAUAUUAAAUCAGUUGCAAUAAGUGAUAUUGCUAUUCAAGCUAUAUUAAAAAAUUGUAAAAAAUUAAUUAAUUUGUCUAUUAAUGGUAAUAAUAAGAUUACGAACUAUGGUUUUACCGGCAUUGAUUCGAUUACUCAAGAGAAAACAGGAAAUUGUAUAUCGGAAUUGAAAAACUUGAAAAUUUUAUGUAUACGUGAUUGCCAUAUUACACAUGAACUGCAAUAUGAAUUGAAAUUUAAUUAUUUAAAAACUCUUUAUCUUAAUAUGUGCUUUAAAAAUUCAAUUUUAUGUGAAGCAACACUAGAAACUUUACAGAAAAAUUGUCCAACAAUUAAUAAUUUGACAUUGUACGUUCAUAAUUACAUAAUCAAUGGAAAUCAAUAUUUUGAUAAAAUAAUUGAACUAAUUAUCAAAAGUUUAGAUAGGGGUGAAAUUAAAAUAAAUUAUAAACAUAAUGAAGUGGAUGAGAUAUGUUACUUCAGUUUUACCUACACUAAAUACGUACGCUCAUGUUAUUUGAGCUGCAAAUGCAAUACCUGCAGUGAAAUUGAAAAAUUAUAUGUUAAAGAUAUUAAAGCAGCACAAUUAACAUGUCAUCAGUGGUUGUAUGCAUCACAAUUACCAGAAUUUGAUAAAAGAAUAGUUUUAUCAUUUUUUUUUCCUGAAAAUUUAAAUUUAGCAAAAAAUGGUAUUACAAAUGCAACAAUGAUAGAAAUAUCAAAAUUAGAAAAUUUAAAAAGUUUAAAUAUAAAUUAUGCAUAUGAUAUUGAUAGUUAUGGUUUAUUAAUUGGUAUAGGAAAAAAUAAAAAUUAUAAAUUAAUUGAUUUAAAAUGUGAAGGUAUUAGAUUAAAUGAAAUUGAUUGUAUUCAAUUAUUUGAAAAUUUACCAAAUCUUGAAAUAUUUCAUUGUCGUUCAAGUGUAUUAUGUAAUAUUAUAAUACAGACAAUAAUAAAAAAUUGUAAGAAACUUAUUGAUUUGCGUAUCAAUGGAAAUGAUAAGAUAACUGACUAUGGUUUUACUGGAAUUGAUUUGAUAACAAAAGAAAAAGCAGGCUAUUGUAUAUCAGAAUUAGAACAACUUCAAUUUUUACAUAUAUGGGAUUGUCAAAUAACAUAUAAAUUAUUAUAUAUGAUAAAAUUAAAACAUUUAAAGAGAUUAUAUUUAUUUUUAAAUUUUCAAAAUUCAUUUUCAUUAGAUGAACUUAAUAUAAUUGAAGAAAAUUGUCCAAGAAUUAAUAAUAUAACAUUAUUUUUUAAAAAUUAUUCAUUAAAUAAAAAUAUUAAUUUAAAUAAAAUAAUUGAAAUGAUAAAAAAAUUAGAAAAAGUACGUUUACAUGGUCGCUAUAAACAUAAUUGGAAUCAUCCAAAACAAGAGAAACUAUUUUAUUUCAGUUUCAACUAUACAAAAUAUGCACGAUCUUUUAAUAUGACAUGUAAAUGUGAAAUUUGUGCAAAUAUCGAUAAGUUAUGCAAAACUGCUUUAUUUUCUAAAUAAAAAAUUCGAUUACAAUUUCAUAUAUAGAUUUGUUCUGAAAAUAUUUAUAUAAAUGAAUAAAUUAAAUAGUUAUUAUCAAAUUAUUUUUGAAUAUCAUAUUUUUAUUCAAUUUAUUUAAAAUAUAUUAGCACGACCUACAUAUUAUAUUAAAGUAAUAAAAUAUAAUAUAUAUGUAUAGGUAAUUGUAUAAGGUUUUGGAACAAAAUAACAUCAUUUCUAGUUUUUACAAAAAGGCGAUAGAUGGCACUAAGGUAACUAACUAUACAUUUUUGUACUUUGGUAAUGCUGUUAAAAAUUGACAUUUUAUAGUAAAAUUUUCAGUUGUCAUUAUUUCUCAAAAAAGUAUUAUCAAAGGAUAUCAAUUUUAUUUCAUAAUAAUGUAA
Messenger RNA from Condylostylus longicornis, 2065 nucleotides. RefSeq lists its product as uncharacterized. Gene Ontology annotation, biological process: SCF-dependent proteasomal ubiquitin-dependent protein catabolic process. The transcript is spliced from 7 exons. Bases 132 to 1682 code for a protein of 516 amino acids. Gene Ontology annotation, cellular component: SCF ubiquitin ligase complex. Lineage: Eukaryota; Metazoa; Arthropoda; Insecta; Diptera; Dolichopodidae. The record is from RefSeq and is a predicted model, not a curated record.